GAAUGGUCUUCGCUGUCGAAUGUCAUGAGCGUCUUUUCGGAUUCGACUUUAGAAUCAUUUUUAUGAAUUAUCGUGAUGGCAAUAUCUAUAUCAGCCACAAAGCCAAAGGCGCUCGCAGUCGGACCGCUCGAGGGGUCUUUGCCUUUUGUGUGGCCGCUUGCACCGCUUUCGUACUUAUGUUGGUGGGGUCGGUUGAAUAUUAGCAUCCUCGACAUAGAGCACGUUACAAGACGAACUCCGAAUGAAUUGGCCACAAUUCUCAACAAAAACAAAAUCUUUAGUUACGACCUAACGUUGAGAAGACACACAAGAACAUCACAAAACAACACUUCGACUUGAAAAUAUGGGACUUUUGUCGCAGAUAUUGCAAGAGGUGACUGCCUCCACACAGAUGGCAUUAGGACGCGACCAUCAUACUUCGUUCAUCGCGCCUACGGAUCCAUUGCCUUCCGUGAAACACCUGUCUGCAGGCUUGCCCCAGCACGCUUCGGCUACAGGAUUAACGGUAAUUGAAUGAUACUAGGAUUUUUUGUUGUUUGAUUCCAUCUUCUGUUCUGCUCAAGCUCUGCUCAACAUGAUAGAUGAAUUAUUUAAGUAUGUAGAAGAAGCAAGACGUGAAGAGAGGACCUACUCGAAGACAAUUAUUCAAUAUUAGUCCUCGCACACUGUCCUCGAAAAUACCACAGCUGCCAUCAGUGAGUGACGCAGAUUUCGCAUCUGGUGUCCAGCGUGUGAAGCUCCAUAAGGCUUUGCCGGCAAAAGUAGCCACGUCUUUCUGAGGCUCGAGCAGCGGCGACAACUAGGCAGUUGUUGUGCAGCUGCCAUAGUGAGUCCUUGAGGCAAAUGAAUUGUGUUUCCAAGAAACAAAAAUGGUUUUUCCGCAAGAUGGUCUGUGGAAAGCUGACUAUACCUGAAUGUAGCAGAGCUUACUUACCAUAUAAUCGGUCCCCGUCUUCAUGAGGUAUUCCUAGCUUACCAUAUAAUCGGUCCCCGUCUUCAUGAGGUAUUCCUUACCCAUCCCGUUUAUGCCAAUUGAAUUCCAAUACGAUUGCGCGCGAAAGGAGAGCCGCCUGCCAUUCGAUGCAUCGAUUUGAUGUUUCAAAUAUUUCGUAGAUUUAACUACAUAGAUAACUCUCUUUGUGACUUCCCUAUUCAUCCGAGCUCUAGAAGCUCGCUGUGAGGGAAUGAUAUCUAAUCGAACUUGAAGACUUCUCGACACAAAUCACUGGCCCUAUUCGAAUUAAUGAGACACCCCCUAGCUCUACGCCUAGGUCGACGACGUCAUUGAAGUGUUUUCUUGAACAAGCAGACGGACUGCGACCGCCCUUGCAGCGUGCAGUUGCAAACUUCUCAUGGAUUCGUAUUGGAAAACUAAAACAAG
Molecule: messenger RNA, 1381 nt
Organism: Amoebophrya sp. A25
Lineage: Eukaryota; Dinophyceae; Syndiniales; Amoebophryaceae
Source: the annotation of a GenBank genome assembly